This is a messenger RNA of Strongylocentrotus purpuratus (purple sea urchin), 2557 nucleotides long. RefSeq names its product histone-lysine N-methyltransferase KMT5B. Gene Ontology annotation, molecular function: histone H4K20 methyltransferase activity; protein binding. Lineage: Eukaryota; Metazoa; Echinodermata; Echinoidea; Camarodonta; Strongylocentrotidae. The record is from RefSeq and is a predicted model, not a curated record. Gene Ontology annotation, cellular component: nucleus. Bases 128 to 2449 code for a protein of 773 amino acids. The transcript is spliced from 8 exons.
CCCUCAGCCAUUUUCGAGUUCAACGUUAGUGCAAUGCGAAUGCACAUAUUGACGAUAGAAUUUCCCGUAAUCCUAUCUUUUCUACAGAUAAUUGCAUGUUACAGAAGGAAAGAGUGAUUGAGCAGAGAUGGUAGUUGGUGGAGGGGCCUCCGGUCCCGGGAGAGGCCCCGCGUGUAGCUCAGGGAUGAACGCAAAAGACCUCGCAGAUAACGAUGACCUCGCCACUAGCCUUAUACUUGACCCCUACCUCGAGUUCACCACACACAAGAUGAACACUAGAUUUCGGCCCGUGACAACACGCACAGAGCAUUUGCGUUACGUCUUACGAAUGUUCAAGGAAGACGAGAACUAUGACAAGGCCUACAACAGGCUCAUGGCCUCAGGAGACUGGGCUAACGUUUUCCUCUCCAACAAGUCAAAGCUUCAAGUACAAGUAUUCAAAGAACAUGUAUUCCGUUACCUGGGUAUGUUUGACACAGACGCUGGUUUUGAGAUUAAGCCUUGCUAUCGAUAUUCACUCGAGGGUGAAGGAGGGAAGAUUGUGACGACAUGUCACUGGUCCAAGCACGAGAAGAUAGACAACUUGGUAGGCUGUAUUGCCGAGCUGACAGAGUUUGAGGAGAACACUUUCCUCAAAUCGGGAGAGAAUGAUUUCAGCAUCAUGUUUUCAAUGAGGAAGAACUGUGCCCAGCUGUGGCUUGGCCCUGCGGCCUUUAUCAACCAUGAUUGCCGUCCCAACUGCAAGUUUGUGGCCACAGGGCGCGACACAGCUUGCGUUCAGAUCUUGCGGGACAUAGAGCCGGAGGAAGAGAUCACCUGUUACUACGGAGAAGACUUCUUCGGGGAGAACAACUGCUACUGCGAGUGUGAAACUUGUGAGAGACGGCAGAGUGGUGCGUUCACGCCCAAGGACUCGCCGGACAAGAAAAAGGAAACGCCAAAGUACAGUCUCAGGGACACCAACAAGCGCAUCAUGCGACUCAAGAAGCAGAAAAAAGCCACCGGUAAAGAACAGAACAAGCCACCAAAGCACAUCCUACAUAGAAGCGAUUCAGAAAGCAGCCUGAGCUCAACAAAUAGCAACACGGUAACUUCAUCCAAACAAGUACUAAGCACCAAGCCUCGUUCUAACCGACGCCCUCUGUCCCCGUCAAGGACAACCAAUGAGGCUCUAGUCGACAUCCUAGCUGAGCAGAAAUGCCUCUCAAGAUGCGAUGCUGAACUCAUGCUAGCCGAGGGCUACAAGGUCAGGGGUUCAAACCCCAUCCCGAUAAAGGAUGCAAAGGUCCUCCUCACACCGCACAAGUAUGAUAAAGACACAAGAGUUCUGGUAGCUGGUGGUAGUGGACGAUCGUUGCGAAGCCGACGGAAACUCGAGGACGUCAUUGGACCAGCCAGUAGGCAAAGAAGGGAUAGGCAAUCAGGAAGGACUAGAAACUCCCCUUCUCGUGUCCAGAGGACUAAAGAAACAAACGUGGUGAAACUGUGCAGCCCUGCUGGACGCCAGGAAUCCGUUGCUUUGCGCUCACCUUUGCGUCGUUCAGGCAACGAGGAUGGCGCCCCAGUGGCGGUUGCAACGGAACUGCAUGUCGACACCCACGACCGCUCAAGGAAGAAAGUUGUUCUCCUCUCGCAAUCAUUGCCUCGAUCACGGAGGAUGUCCGUAUCCCCAUCAUCAACUGUUCAUUCGUCCUCAUCUUCGCCAUCUUUUAAACCAUCGACACCCUCGCGAAAAUCGCCAUUGUCUAGAGCCGCGGUAUCGCCUGUAAGGACGUUAUCAUCUCUUCUUUUAGCUCCAUUGACCCUGACAAAUAGGACUAUGUCAAACUCUAUACUCGCAGAGACCAAGGCUUUUUCCAGUCAUAGCAUAGAUGUACCAACAGUCAAGCUAAAAGAAGAGAUCAAUUUAUCAUCAAACUCUCAGUCGAAUGCAGCGAGUGCAGGCACUUGGGGUAGGACAAAAGACGAUGAUGAUGAUGAUGAUAUCUUUAUUGUAGUCGACGAUGAUGACGAUGAUACCGAUGAUGAUUAUCUUGACGCUGUGGAGGCGGUGUACAGUACGCCUAAUCAUGUAAGUCCGUCACCGAAGACCCUUGGAUGUGAAUUCACCGAAUUGUCGGACGGAGGGGGUACAGCUCAGGAAAGUAUGGGACAUGAGAAAAGGAAAUCGCAGAAAGUGACACAGAAACGGAUAAUGACUUACGAGUCUAGGAUUUCUGAAUGCAAGACAAAGUUGACGAUCCGUGGAAUACCCCAACUGGUAUCACAACCUGUAGAAAGUUCAUUGAACCCCAAAUCGAGGGGACAGUGCAACGGGGAAGUCCAGAGCGAGAGCGCAAGCUUAGCGAAGAACGCGACAUCUGCCAGCCAGAUGAGAAGAAGCCGCAAGAGGCAGAUGACCAAGUCGGAGGACACGACCAGUUCUGGAGGUCCCCCAAGAAUGAGUUGAAACCCAACCUGUUGAAGGUGCCGCGCCUUAAGAUCCGUGUGAAGGACCCAAACGGUGACAUCGAGGAGGUCGUCACGUCAUCGUCGGACGAGGAACGCAGUCCUCAUC